CCUUAAGAUUUCGAUUAUUCCUUUCACUCAUUCCCAUGAUCAUCAUGAUCACCAAUAUCAGGCCUACUCAUCAAGCCAGUGAGUAUUCAUUUAAAAGCAACAUCUGUUCUAAAAGCACCUUCAACGGCACCUUCAGCAAAAACCUCAAUAAUCUCUUCUCCUCCCUCCUCUCUUCAAUCAACGCCACCACGUCCACCGGGUUUUACAGCUCCUCGUACGGAGAAAUCCCUGACAAAGUUUACGCAAUCGGAUUCUGUAGAGGAGAUCUCAAGCCCUCUGCAUGCGCUGCUUGUCUUGCCGCCUCCACCGCCCUGAUUGUCAAAAACGCUUGCCCUGAUGCGAAGAAUGGAGGUGUAGGCUCCAUAAAUUGCACGCUACGUUACUCCAACAUCUCCAUUAGUGGCAUCAGAGUAGAAGCACCAUCUAUAUCUGGCUACAGCCAUGGUGACAAUGUCUCAUCAUCCUCAAGGUUUGAUUUUAAUCAAAGGCUCACCACAUUAUUUGAAACAUUAAGAAGUAAAGCCGCGGCGGGUAGUGUUCUUAAAUUUGCUGUUGGGCACUCAAACGCUCCGGUUAGUUCUGGUAUAACGAUAUACGGACUUGCGCAGUGCAGUCCAGACUUAUCGGAAACAGACUGCAGUGUUUGCAUAAGUAAGGGUUUGAAGCAGCUCCCACCAUGUUGUUAUAAAUCUUGGAGUUAUCUUGGUGCCAGCUGUAGCUUAAGGUAUGAUCCUGACCUCUUCUACGACCCCGCAACUGAUCCGACACCACUGCCUCCGCCAUCACCACCGCCAGCCACUACACCACUGCCUCCGCCAUCACCACCGCCAGCCACUACCACAAGUAAUUCUGGAGGAAUCGAAAGUGGCACAUCUCGGAUGGUCAUCACUACUCUUGUGCCAGUCGUGGUUUCCAUGUUUCUAAUUGUAUCUCAUUCUCUAUCCAAUGAUCUGGUGUACUUUUUCGUUCAGUUUGUUUGAAUUUACUGUAAUUUGGUUUCU
Messenger RNA from Rosa chinensis, 1001 nucleotides. Its product is annotated as cysteine-rich receptor-like protein kinase 26. Lineage: Eukaryota; Viridiplantae; Streptophyta; Magnoliopsida; Rosales; Rosaceae. The record is from RefSeq and is a predicted model, not a curated record. The transcript is spliced from 2 exons. Bases 36 to 980 code for a protein of 314 amino acids.